Messenger RNA from Vitrella brassicaformis, 2461 nucleotides. Lineage: Eukaryota; Vitrellaceae. The record is from the annotation of a GenBank genome assembly.
GGCUUCUGUGGCAUUUUGUCACUUGUGUGUUGGGUGCAUGUGCUCACAAGCAGCCUGCGCGUCUUGCCUUUCAUCCUCCCGUCAAGCUUGACACAGCCGGCAGAUCUGCGGCGCUCCAGGGGCAUCGCGCAUCCGUGACACACCGCACCGCCAGACGGCGCAGAUCCACCGCCAACAUGGACGAUCAAAUGGAGGAGGUAAGCGCCACGGGGCGAAUCCACUGAGUGCUCAUCGGUGUUCUGUGUUCUGUGUUCUGUGUGGUGUUUCAGUACCGCAAGCGGCAGCGUGAGCAGUACCAAAAGCGGCAGCAGGACGGCACCGAACAGACGGAGGCUCCUGCUGGUGAGGCCGCCAAGGCACCCAAAGCGCCGCGCAAAGAUGCGGACGAGACGGCCGGUGCUGCAGAUGAGAAGGGCAACAGCGGCCAGGUGUCUGCGGCUGCUGCAGCGGAUUUGGUGGAGGCAAGUGUGCAGGAUGCUGGUGCUGCAUCGUCGUCGGCUGGCGCAUCUGCGGGGACAGGGGCGAGCCCGCCCUCCGGGUCGCUGAAACUGGUCACCUGGUAUGUGCGACAGAGGGGAGGGAGGGGAAGGAGGGAGCAGUGUGCUUUGCGUAUCCUUUAUGGUGUUGGUCUGUACGUGUGUGUGUGGUUUGUUUGCAGGAAUGUGGAUGGUUUGGAUGAGGGUCAGAUCCAGCUGCGGCACACGGCACUGGCCGACUGGAUCAAGACUCACAAACCCGACAUCGUCUACCUACAGGAAGUCGUCUACCCGACGCUGGUGCGAUACACAAACACACACACGAGAGGCACGCACACUCAUCAUGUGUUGACGCAUCCGUGUGUUGGUGGCCAUGUGUGUGAGCAUCCCUCUCCCUCUCUGCUUUGUGGCUGCAGAGGAUUUUGCGCAAGCACCUGACAUCGACGUACGACAUCAUCAUACCCACAAACCCACGGUGAGCGACCACCGACUCAUCCUUCCAGGCUGAGCGAGCAAGCUGUGUGUUUUGCUCCCUCUCUGUGUCGGUCAGGCCCGACCCGUCCGAUAUGGAGAGCCUCACGCGCGGCAUUCCGUGUGCCUACUUCUGCGCCGUACUGCUCAACAAACAGUCCAUCCAAGCAUGCGGUGAGCCUGCACGCCCACAUACAUGCAAUGGACUGACACUGUGGUGACCCCUCCCCUCCCUCUCCUUGCUUUAGGUGCCCCUGACAGCAAAUGGUACCCCCAGAGCUGCAUGAUGCGGUCGGUACAGCACACGACACAUCACACCACACAUCACACACAACACAGCACAAGACGACGUGGUCUAGUGCCGAUGCACCACACGCACGGUUCGUUCAUGUGUGUCAUGGUCACAUCGAUCAGCCAUUUGUUGAGUAUUCGGGCUCGGCCGACAGCCGCUAGUGCGAAAGAUGCAGAGGUACGGAGACGGAAGCAGCGAGGAGCCGACCAACAGACGUAUACCGAUCACCUCACUGCGUGUAUCGUCCGUGUGUGCAGUUGUUGUUGGGCACGAGCCACCUGGAGAGCACGGCGGAAUAGUAAGGCGAGAUGGGCGCUGACGGCCUCAUGUAUGGGUCUGCAUGCUUGGGUCUCUUUCAUGUCAAACGAUGCAGCAAGAACGAGCGUGUGAACCAGCUGUCGAUCGUCGCCACCAACAUGGAGGGGUGGGUGCGGGGCGGGGCGGGGCGACGAAACAUCAAACAGCAAACACACAUUUGUGUCUGUAAGUGCGUUCAUUCAGUUGGCUGAGCGAUCCCGACACGCCAAGUGUGUGUACCGUCAUUGUGGGUGGCGACCUCAACCUACGAGACCCCGAAGUCAAAGCCGCAGGUAACACACCACACCCAGUCACAUGUCCAGUGGCAUCCCCGAGUCCUCGUGUGUGUCUAUGUGGUGUGUGUAGGUGUGCCGUCGCACAUCCGUGACGUGUGGGAGUUGCUGGGCAAGCCCGACAGCUGCCGAUACACGUGGGACAUGGCGGCCAACGACAACCUCGUCAUGCAGGGCGGCGGCAAACCUCGGUCAGGAGCUUGACGCACUCGUGACCACUAAAUGAGAACGCACCACAGCAUCUCUCUCUGCCUGUCUUCAGUUGUCGCUUCGACCGUCUGUUCAUCGGCCAGCGGCCGCAGGGCAGCGCAUCGCCGCCGUCAGGCCGUUAUCGGUGGGUGCCGCAGUCGAUAGAGAUGGUGGGCACCGACCGCCUGUCGAGCUGCGGGCGGUUCAUCUCUGACCACUUCGGGCUGCUGGUGAAGCUGGAGUUGGCUGUGCCCACUGAGGGGGGUGAGGGAGGCGGCAGCAAGGGGCAGAAGGCGAAAGCCAAGGCCAAGAAGGGCAAAUAGACUAGCCAGCCAUGAUAGCGUAGGACCAGCAGGCAGCAGUAGGUGGGAGUGACGGACGAGCGGACCGCGCUGCAUAGCAAUGGCUUCUUCCACGUGUAGAAUGAAACACUGAAACAGCGC